This is a messenger RNA of Cuculus canorus (common cuckoo), 721 nucleotides long. It is a transcript of the gene BACC1, whose product is annotated as chromosome 36 C17orf49 homolog. The record is from RefSeq and is a predicted model, not a curated record. NCBI's taxonomy places the organism in Eukaryota, Metazoa, Chordata, Aves, Cuculiformes, Cuculidae. Gene Ontology annotation, cellular component: NURF complex; MLL1 complex. The coding region runs from base 140 to 505 and encodes 121 amino acids. The transcript is spliced from 5 exons.
UCUGGGAGGGAGGCGGCAGCGCGCGCGCGGCUGGCGGGAACCAUAGAGGCGCGCGGGGCAGAGCGGCCCCACCUCGGCCGCCACCAUUGAGGAACCGGAGCGGAGGCGGCGGCGGCCGGAGGGGACGGGGCGCGCCGUGAUGACGUCAGCGUCCACCAAGGUGGGUGAGAUCUUCUCGGCAGCGGGGGCCGCCUUCACCAAACUGGGGGAGCUGACGAUGCAGCUGCACCCCGUGGCCGAUUCCUCACCGGCCGGAGCCAAGUGGACGGAGCCGGAGCUGGAGCUGCUCCGAGCGGCCGUGAAGCGUUUUGGGGAGGACCUCAACCGCCUCAGCGCUCUCAUCAAGGAUCGAACUGUAGCUCAAAUCAAAGCCACAUCCAAGCGCAAAACCUACGAGGACGCCGGUGUCCCCCUCCCCGCCGACUCCCCCAAAAAGGGACCCCGAAAAGGAAUGGGGGGACCCCAAAUUGGGGGCCCCCCCCCACGCCCCCCCCGCACCCCAUGACCUUCCCAGCAAGAAGCAGAAAGUGGCAGAUUUCAGCGACGCCGAAGCCUCCGGGGAUGUGGUGGACAUCGAAGGGCUCGGGGAGACGCCCCCCCCCCCCCAAAAAAGCUCAACUUCGAUCAGGGUACGGGGGGGUCCCCGAUAUCUUUAGGGUCCCCCAAAUCUUGGGGACCCCCUAAAAUUUGAGGGGGGGCUUGUGGGAACCUGUCAAGGGGU